Messenger RNA from Sceloporus undulatus (fence lizard), 871 nucleotides. It is a transcript of the gene SPMIP10, whose product is annotated as testis expressed 43. The transcript has 3 exons. NCBI's taxonomy places the organism in Eukaryota, Metazoa, Chordata, Lepidosauria, Squamata, Phrynosomatidae. The coding region runs from base 8 to 403 and encodes 131 amino acids. The record is from RefSeq and is a predicted model, not a curated record.
UGGCAGCAUGAGUAACCCAAAAGCUACACCGCCAGUGGAGCCCAAAAGUAAUGUGGUUUCUAAAGGAGUCAAUACUAAUCUGAGAGGGCUUAUUCACUGCCAUUUGCCAAGAUUUUCAUACAGACAUGGGAUGAUUCCAAAGCACUAUGUGAUGCCCUGGAAGCAAGACAUGACAUACCGGAAAAUAAAUUUAAAGCAUGCUGACAAUGCUGGGAUUUAUACUGGUUCCCCUGAAGACACUUUGUUUUUGGACAAAAGUGAGAGGCACUGCCACGGAGAGGAUCGGAAGAAACUUCUGCAGAAAGUGCCAGAGAAAAUGGCAAUUCAAGACAUUCCCAUUUACUCCCAUCUCUCCCGAUACCACAAGUCCAUCGUGUCAUAUGGCUUCAGGAUCAAACUCUGAGUCAUUUUUCUCCAGCUGGGAUUUGCAUCAGCCAUGAAUUAAACUGUGCUGCAAGUGAAAGAGAAUGGGAUCUUUUCCUUCUUUUCCUAGCCAGGUGAAGCCCUCAAGUCUGCCAAUCCAUUUUUUCUGUCAAACUAAUCAUUUGAGAGUUGAUCUAAACAGAAACAGACCCCCCUCCAAAGUUUGAAGCUUGGGUUUUUAUUGAUUUAAGAAUGAGGGCAUUAUACUGGAUUCAUAUCUAAAAGUGGCAAAGUUCAGGGGUUCAGUUUUAGGGGCCAUUUAGACUACCUUUUACCCCAGAAUAGAUUCCGGAUUAACCACAGGAAGUUCACAUUGGCCCCGAUCCUUCUGCAAGCGAAAACGAGGCCUUGACACCCGUUCAGGGGCAAAUGCCCCUUGGCAUGGGUCUUUUGAAAGCAGAGUAAAAGCUGUAUCUUUUGAGAAAAACCGGGUCCAGCAAAUAUGAAC